AUGGUAUUCAAUCCCCACAAGGACGAUGUCGCGGGCCACCGCUACACGGACUAUAACCCGGCCGACUAUGAGGCCUCUCGGCCGGAGGAUAUCACGGACGACAGCCUAGUCGACCCGGACUCGGGCGUCAAGCGCGGCCUCAAGAAUAGGCACCUGUCCAUGAUGGCUCUGGCCGGCAUAAUCGGGCCUGGAUUGCUUGUGGGAGCUGGAGGCGCAUUGAACAAUGGCGGUCCUGCGUCGCUGCUGAUCGGAUUCGGUGUGAUCGGUAUCAUCGCAUUCGCCAUCAUGCAGUCGCUCGGUGAGCUCACCACCAUCUUCCCUGGUGGGGGUUCCUUCAUCUCACUCGCCGAGCGCAUGGUCGACAAGUCCUUCUCGGUAGCUGUGGGCUGGAACUACUUCAUCAUCUGGGCCACCGUUCUCGCCAAUGAGUACAAUGUCAUCUGCAACAUCCUCACCUACUGGGUCCCGCAGGUCCCCCUCUGGGGCUGGUUCCUCAUCCUCUGGUCCUUGUUCCUGGGCUUCCAGCUUCUAGGCAUUGCCGCCUUUGGAGAGGCUGAGUUCUGGCUUGCUCUGAUCAAGCUGCUUGGUCUGACUGCCUUCUUCAUAUUCUCCAUCAUAUACUGCGCCGGCGGUCUGGUUGGCCAAACUGAGCCACUUGGCACGCGAUACUGGAACGACCCAGGCCCGUUCAAUGGAAACGGCUUCCGCGGCGUCGCUGUUGUCUUCGUUUUCUGCUCUACGUUCUACGCUGGUGUCGAAUCUGUCGCUGUUGCGGCUACCGAGACGAGGAACCCGGGCACGGCCGUGCCCCAGGCCAUCCGACAGGUGUUCUGGCGCAUCAUCUUUGUGUAUAUGGGAUCUGCCCUUUUCUUCGGGCUGACUUGCCCAGCAAACGCGCCCGAUCUUGUCGGUGGAUCUUCAAAGGCUCUCCAGAGUCCUAUGACGAUUGCCAUCCGGAAUGCAGGUUGGGAAGGUGGUGUCCAUCUAAUCAACGCUUUCAUCCUGGUUACCUGUCUAUCCGCGAUCAACUCGUCCAUCUACAUCGGCUCGCGAACCGUCCUGUACAUGGCACAGUCUGGAAAGGCCCCCAAAAUCUUGGGCUGGGUCAAUGGUCGCGGCGUCCCGGUCUGGGCUAUUCUCAUCACCAACGCGGUCGGCUCCAUCUCCAUGAUGAAUGUGUCCACCGGUGCUGCCAAAGCCUACACCUACAUUGUUAACCUGUCCGGUGUGAGCACCUUCCUUGUCUGGGCUGGUAUCUGCUUCAUCCAUAUCCGAUUCCGCCGCGGCUGGAAGGUUCAGAACCACAGCUUGCGCGAGCUGCCGUUCAAGGCAAUGGGGUUCCCUUUCCUGGCCUACGGAGGUCUCAUCGCCACCAUCUUCCUGGCGUUUGUCCAGGGUUGGACCACGCUGGCACCCUUCGACGCGCCCAACUUUGUGGUGGCUUACAUCCUGCUGCCCUUGUUCGGCGUCAUCUACGUCAUCUGCAAGCUCUGGUGGCGGAGCGCCGAUCCCUUCAAGCGUAGCUGGGAUAUCGAUCUGGCCAGCGGGAGGAGAGUCGAUCUCGAUAAGUCGGAUGCUGCCAUCAGCUCGGGAGGGUACAAGCCGCCUCUGUGGAAGCGGUUGUGGAAUUCUUUUUAA
Molecule: messenger RNA, 1638 nt
Organism: Clonostachys byssicola
Lineage: Eukaryota; Fungi; Ascomycota; Sordariomycetes; Hypocreales; Bionectriaceae
Source: the annotation of a GenBank genome assembly